CCGUCAACAACACGGCGUUCGAUUUAUUUAUUUUUUUAGAUUCCCCCCCCCACCCCCCCCACCACUCGCACUCGUCGGCUAACGAUGAUUUGCUACAUUCGUUAACCGAAAACCAGUCCGUCGCCCUCCUUUUCGCCCCAUUAUUUUUUUUUUGGCUUCUCCGUCGACGGAGACAACCAACGCCGAUCUGUACCGACGAGGGCGGAAAUAUCUCGGCCGUGUAGCCGCAGCUGGAGGCAGCUAGCUGGGGUUAGCAUCUUGGCGAGACGGCGCUAGCUGGCUUGCUGACUAGCUAGCUGGAUGGAUGGAGGACACUUGGCUGGCUUGGUUCUAUUAAAUGCACGUUCACCACAGCGUCUCGCGUAUUUGCACUCCGAAAUGAUGAUUCGUCUUUGACAGCGAGGGCUUCUGUGUGAGCGCAGUUGAGCUCAGGCAAGGUGGGAGCAUCCGGGAUUUGCUUCUGCCAAAAUGAUGCCGAUGAUAUUGACGGUGUACCUCAGCGACGGGGAGCAGGCCAUGACGGAGGUGCCCAUCACCCCCGAGACCACGUGCCGCGAUGUGGUGGAAUUCUGCAAAGAGCCCGGCGAGAGCGGCUGCCACCUGGCUGAGGUCUGGAGAAGCAACGAGCGAGCCAUCCCGUUCGAGCACAUGAUGUACGAACAUCUCCAGAAAUGGGGCCCCCGCAAGCAGGAGGUCAAGUUCUUCCUGCGGCACGAAGAUUCCCCGACUGAGAGCAGCGAUCAGGGGAGUCAGCAGUCUCAGGAUCAGACGAGUCGGAGGAGCGGCAACGCUGGAGAGAAGCACAAUGAGAACGGGGUGGGGAAUCCGCGUGUGGAGCUGACGCUUUCCGAGCUCCAAGAGAUGGCGGCGAGGCAGCAGCAGCAGAUCGAGGCUCAGCAGCAGAUGCUCGUCGCCAAGGAGCAGCGUCUGCGCUACCUCAAGCAGCAGGAGCGGCGUCAGCAGCAGACGUCCACCGAGAGCGAGAAGCUGCAGCGGCUGAAGGAGCGCGUCGAGAGCCAGGAGGCCAAGCUCAAGAAGAUCCGGGCCAUGCGGGGCCAGGUGGACUACAGCAAGGUCAUCAACGGCAACCUGUCGGCAGAGAUCGAGCAGGUGAGCGGCCUGUUCCAGGAGAAGCAGGCCGAGCUGCAGGCGGCCGUGCUGCGGGUGGAGCAGCUCAGCCUGCAGCUGGAGGACCUGCGCCGGGGCAAGCUCAACGGCAUCCAGACCGCCCUGGGCGGCCAAGUGACCGGCACUGCCGCGCUGGAGCUCCGGAAGCUCUACCAGGAGCUGCAGAUCCGCAACAAGCUGAACCAGGAGCAGAACAGCAAGCUGCAGCAGCAGAAGGAGCUCCUGAACAAGCGCAACAUGGAGGUGACGCUCAUGGACAAGCGCAUCAGCGAGCUGCGGGAGCGCCUCUACAAGAAAAAAGCUGAGGCACGUCAAAAAGAGAACCUCCCUCUCAACAGGGGCAACGGGCCGCCUUCCCCGCAGCCGGCCGCCGGCACGCUGGGCCGCGUGGCCGCCGUGGGUCCCUACAUCCAAGUUCCCGCGCCGACCCGACAGGAGCCGAGUUACGCCUUGCCGCCCGAACCGCUCAAGCCGCAAACGCUGGGUGUCAACAACCAAGCCAACCAAGGCCGCGCCAAGUCAGACGGCGGCGUGCCAAAGUCCCCCGGCGGCCCCUGGAAGGUGUCUGAUUUAGACAUCGUCGUGGACCCGCUGCCCCCGCCCCUCCCGGAGUCUCGCCCGGGCCCGGGAGCCUCCGCCGGCUCCGACGGCACAUCCCCCAGCGACGCCGGUUGGCCCCCUGCGGGUAAGACGGGCGCGUCCCUCAAGCCUCCUGAGAGAAGAGACUCGGAUUCGCAGGCUAAGACCCCCCCUUCCGGCCCCCCUGCUGCUUCAAGUACAGAAAAGGUGCCUGACUCCAAAAUGGCCGUGUCGUCCCCUUCCAUUUCCAAACCGCAACCGCCGCCGUACGGCUCGCACCUCUCUUCGGCCAACUCGGCCAGCUCCUUGGAGCGCCGCAAGGACGCGCCGCCCCCGCCUCGGCAGCUACCGAACCCCCCUGCGCCCGCUUGGCCCCGCGCGCCACCCGCCACCGGCUCUUCCUCGCAGCAGAUCCAGCAGCGGAUCUCGGUGCCGCCGAGUCCCACCUUCCAGCACCACGCGCCGCUCUUCCCGCACGGUGCGUGCGAGCGGACGGACCCCCCGCCGGCCGCGGCGGUGCGCCCCUUCAUCCCGGACAGGGGGUCGCGGCCUCAGUCGCCCCGGAAGGGCCCGGCCACCAUGAACUCCAGCUCCAUCUAUCAUAUGUACCUCCAGCAGGCGGCGCCAAAGAGUCAGCCACUCAAACCUGCGCUCAAAGCAGUCUAUGGGAAGCCUGUCCUCCCUCCCAACUCAACACCCCCCUCGCCUCUGCCUUUCGUCCCGGCCGGAGGGGCCUUCCCGUUGCUCCAGGGUCCCGCCGGCAGCGGCGAGGAUACGCCGGACGGCGACGCGGAGGAUCACGAGGGGCUACGCCACGCGGAGCCGUCUGCUCCUCCCCCCAGCGUGGAGAACAUCCCCCGACCGCUCAGCCCCACCAAGCUCACACCCAUGGUACACUCCCCAAUGCGCUACCAAAGCGACGCCGACCUCGAGGUGCUCCGCAAAAAGCUGGCCAACGCUCCGAGGCCCCUGAAGAAGCGCAGCUCCAUCACGGAACCAGAGGGCCCCAGCGGACCUAACAUCCAGAAACUUCUCUACCAGAGAUUCAACACUCUUGCAGGGGGCAUCGAAGGAAGCGUCGGAUCGGGGGGCGGCAACGGGGCAGGCGACGGAACGCCAUUUUAUCAGCCGGCAAAUCCUCCAGCCUUUCUGGGCUGCGACCCGGCCGCAGACACGGACAACGGCAACCUUCCUUCUGACGCCCAACCGCCGCCGCCGCCGCCCGAGGCGGAGGAGCUGGGCUCGGAGGCUUCAUCUAUCGACCCCAACGACAACCAGCCGCUGCCUCCGCCCCCUGAAGGACUUUUGGACCCUGCUGAAGAGGAAGGACCAGAAGAAGACGACGACGACGACGACGCCAACAACAAUUUGGAAAGCGCAGAGGCUUUGCUGCCCAGCCCUGUGCUAGAGGUUACGUCUCCGGAGGAGAGCGGUAUCGUGCUGACCCAACCAUCGCGCACAAACCUGAAGAAACCAGAGUCUGAGCGCACUGGCCACGGCUUCCGGGUGAAGUUCAACCCUCUGGCUCUCCUGCUGGACGCCUCAUUGGAGGGGGAGUUUGACCUGGUCCAGAGGAUCAUCUAUGAGGUGGAGAAUCCCAGCACGGCCAACGACGAGGGCAUCACCCCGCUGCAUAACGCCGUAUGCGCCGGACACCACCACAUUGUCAAGUUCCUGCUGGAUUUCGGCGUCAACGUCAAUGCGGCCGACAGCGACGGAUGGACUCCGCUCCACUGCGCCGCCUCAUGCAACAGCGUCCACCUGUGCAAGUUGUUGGUGGAGUCGGGGGCCGCCAUCUUCGCCAGCACCAUCAGCGACGUGGAGACGGCUGCAGAUAAGUGCGAGGAGAUGGAGGAGGGCUACAUCCAGUGCUCCCAGUUCCUAUACGGCGUUCAGGAAAAGAUGGGCAUCAUGAACAAGGGCACGGUCUACGCCCUGUGGAACUACGAGGCUCAGAACCAGGACGAGCUGUCCUUCGGGGAGGGGGACGGCGUCACCGUCCUGCGGCGGCAGGAUGACAGCGAGACGGAGUGGUGGUGGGCGCAGCUGGAGGACACCGAGGGCUACGUGCCUCGCAACCUGCUUGGGCUGUACCCUCGGAUCAAACCUCGCCAGCGCACCUUGGCGUGACGUCCCAAUCUUGAAACGAAGAGCAGAGAACAAAUGCUGAGCCUCAUUGAUCUCCUAGUGGCCAUUUUCUUCCCUGGCAUUGUUGCCAUUCAUUUAAAUGCACGCACACAGACACAGUGAUAGACAAGCACUCCAAAUGCAGCAAAUCCCGACGGUCACUUGGAAGCCGUCACUCUACGUUACCCCGUCGGCUACGCAGUGCAGCUCUUGAAGGUAACCCUUGUCGCAGUAUUUCUUCUUUCUUCCUCAGCCAUCUUUUCUCCCCUUGUGUGGUGACUACGAGUCGACAGAGCAACAUGGCCAUGUUGCUGAUAUGACAUUUAAUUGCAUCUUCAAAUUCUUCUUCUUAUUAUUAUUUUUUUAUCCAUAAAUCCCCCUUGAGAAGAAUGAACCCAAAUGUUUGCUUUGUUUGUGUUUCAAACCACCCAAAAUUGCAAUGGAUAGUUUCUGUGUUUAAAAAUGUGCGGGUGUGCUGUAAAAAAUAAGACUAAUUAUGUUUUCCAGCACUUUGGAAUAAAGGAGCAAAUGUUACACUUUGUACAAAAUGUUAAGGAUAUUGGGCAUUUGGGGUGAAAUUUCAGGAUAUUCUUUGUGGUUAAGUCAUCUUCCCAAACUCUUUUUCAAAGGUCUUACAGCCAUGAGUGUUGCAGUAAUUAAAACGAUAAGAUGACUAAGCAGUUUAAUAGGCGCUAAUUAAUCUGCACGCACUUAACUUUGUGGCUGGCUGACCGGUUUCUUCUCCUCUGAAGCGCUUUGUUUAAAAACAAAAAAUCCAGACGUACAAUCUUGAGGCGACGUAAUGCCGCACGUCUCCCGCAGAGUGAGGGAAGAGGCAAGUGGCGUGCUACUAGGUUUGUUGUCAAGCUGUUUUCAGCACUUUAAAUUGGUUAAUAAUGUGUCAAAAUAACAGCCAAGGUGGGGGGAGAUCAAAUCUGAAAAUGACCAUAUUUGGACAAAUGAGGUUCCUGCCCUAAAACUGAGACAAUUGCUCCUGCAUUUGAUUAUAACAUCCUGUAUAUUGUUAGCAACAAAUAGAAUACAAAGGAAAUUCUUGCAAGCAAAUAUUGCAGUAUCCAACUAGUAUAUUUUGAAAUUUUUAAGGGAUUUGGUAACAGAAAAAUGUUUGUAAUAUCUGUUUAAGUGAAGGCAAAUCCAAUUUUGGUAGAGUGUUCCUGCCAAAAUGGAAAGAACAUUAAAGCAAGAAACUUAAAAGUAGACUCAAUUUGUUUUCUUUAGUCGGCUCUGUAAAGUGAUGAACGCUGCUACAGAAAAAGUGCAUAAAAGUUCACCGAAUGGCAUAGAAGUGGAGGUCAACUUGUGCAAAAUGUACUGUUGGACGUGUGCAUUGGAAAGUUUAGAGAAGGUCAAAUUCAUUUCACCUGUAAAGGUCGUCGUGCCUUUUAAGCGAUUCCUAAAAUUUGAUCCCAAAGCCCAAUCGAUAUCCCGAACCUUUUGUGACUCGUGUAGAAUGAUCGGACCGACUGUCCCAUGUCACAUUUCAUAAUCCCGCUCUAAAUAAGGGCCGGUAAACCUUUUGGCGCACGGGCCAUAUGGCGGGCGUCCUUUCCAGCGUUUAGUCCUCAUCGAACACGGUUGAGUUGAUUUGGAAAUCAAAUUUGGCAUGAUUGAUCUUCAUCGCAGCAUUUUCUAUUCAUUUGAAGGAAUCCAGACACCUCGUUUCGAGACGCUUUUGUCGACCUCACUUGCGAGUCGUGUUCUCACAGCGGCCGCGACGAGCUUUUCAAUCUCAGGACCAACACGGUGCUGCCGAUGACUCCGUCGUGUUCCGAUUUUUACGCGCAGCAAAAGUCAAAAGAGCGACAAAGCAAACAUGUCCAGAAAUAGUAAGAAGCCGAUAUCGUGGCUUUUUAAUGAGAGACUCUCCUCCGUUCACGUAUGACCUUCCCGUGCGUGUACAUUUUCGUACAUGUGUUUUAUCUGAAACUCCGCAGUGUGUUUUCAUCCUCCAGCGUGCGAGUGGCCCAGGGCUUCGUCGUCUUGGAUUCAAAAGCUGUACAUAGCGCGAUUGUUUGUUUGCUGUACGGACGACGUGGGCUUUCUCUUAUUAAUGCUGUAAUCGACACAAAUACAAACUCUGUACAUGUGAACAAUAAAAGUGAAGCUCU
This is a messenger RNA of Phycodurus eques (leafy seadragon), 5963 nucleotides long. It is a transcript of the gene ppp1r13bb, whose product is annotated as protein phosphatase 1, regulatory subunit 13Bb. The coding region runs from base 469 to 3837 and encodes 1122 amino acids. NCBI's taxonomy places the organism in Eukaryota, Metazoa, Chordata, Actinopteri, Syngnathiformes, Syngnathidae. Gene Ontology annotation, cellular component: nucleus. Gene Ontology annotation, molecular function: p53 binding. The transcript has 19 exons. Gene Ontology annotation, biological process: regulation of apoptotic process. The record is from RefSeq and is a predicted model, not a curated record.